Pelmatolapia mariae (spotted tilapia) is the source of this 3471-nucleotide messenger RNA. It is a transcript of the gene ccdc174, whose product is annotated as coiled-coil domain containing 174. Lineage: Eukaryota; Metazoa; Chordata; Actinopteri; Cichliformes; Cichlidae. The transcript is spliced from 11 exons. The record is from RefSeq and is a predicted model, not a curated record. Bases 62 to 1696 code for a protein of 544 amino acids. Gene Ontology annotation, cellular component: nucleus.
CACCAACGAAGAAGUCGGAUUGCUAACAGCAACAAACUGGAGGUUGAGGUGUAGGGAAAAAAUGGAUAAAAAGAAGAAACCUUUAGACGUGACUGCUUCAUCGCUAGUGGACCUUAAAGCUGAGCUGUACAGGAAACAGGAGCAGUUCAAACGGGAGAAACUUGGACAAGAAACUUCUGGAGCAGGAUUCAAAGCAAAAUCAAAAGAUAAGAAGCCCAACAUCUGGAGUAAACAAAAUGCGGGUGUUUCAGCAAGAGCUGCUAAAGAUGCAGAGCAGCUGGAAGAGGAGCGAAGCACCAUCGAUACAGCAAGGCGUAAGUUGGAGGAGAAGGCGAGACUCUACGAACAGAUGACUAAAGGAGACUUUCCUGAUGAAGAGACGGAAGGGCUGUUCCUUGUUGACUUCACCCAGAAGAUUAUUGACAAAAAGAGAGAAACACUUGCCCAGAAGGAGAAAGAGGACGAGGAACAACUCAGCUCAUCACCCGUCCCUCCUCCUGAGAACCCGGACGAAGAAUGGGUGGACUUUGUGGAUGCUUUGGGACGAUCUCGGCGGUGCAUGAAGAAAGACCUGCCAGACUUUAAGAAAAUGGACCAAGACCUUCAAGGGAAAGGAAAAGCUUCAUCAGACAAGACAUUACUCUCAGAAGACAUGCGACGAGAGCUGCAGAGGCAGGAGUGGGAGAGGGAGGAAGAGGAGGCAAUGAAAAGGCCUGUUGGACCGAUUCACUAUGAGGAUAUCAGACAACAAGAGGCUCGGGACCUUGGUGUGGGGUACUACGCAUUCUCUCAGGAUCAGGAGCAGCGGCAAAAACAGAGAGAAACUCUGGACAUGCUUAGAGAUCAGACUACAGAUCAGCGCACAAAGAGAGAACGACUGAAGGAGAGGAAGCAGGCCAUCCUACAGGCUCGACUAGCCAAGGUAAGGCAGAGGAAGAUGAAGAAGGCCAAGCUGGAUGGUACAGAGGAAGAGGAGAAAGAAGAGGAGAAUGAAGGAGAGGAAGAGGAAUUUGAAACAACAGGGACCUCCCCUCAACCAGAGGAGUGCCCAGAGGUCAGCAUACUCAAGAAGGUGGAAGUGGAGAUCCAGGAGAGGAGAGACACCAAACCAGGAGUUCCUCAUGUCAGAGAGUGGGACAGAGGCAAAGAGUUCAUGUUUACUGAGUGGAAAAGUCGGCGUCGGGAGGAGCGGGAUUCUGAAUUUGCACCUCCGUCUGCAUACUUUGCAGAUGACAAGAGGCUGAAACCAGGAAAGUAUAAAAAUGAGGAGAAUAAAUCCAACAUGUCCUUCAAGUGGGCAAGAGCUCCAGGAGGAAUCUCUGAGAGCAAAGCAGAACCACAACCUCAGUCUAAAACUGCAUCUUCACCUCCUGAACCUCAACCAAACCCUCCCCCGUCUGCACAGCCACCGCCCUCAGACAGCUCGUCGCUGUCGGCUCCCCCCUUUCAUCCCCAGUAUCCCCCUCACCCGCUAUUUUAUCCUCCAUUUCCUCCUCCACCUACUCCUCAGUUUGCAAGCCCACCUCACCUCCUUCCUCCAUUUCCACCACCGUUCCCACAUCAAUAUCCACCCCAGUAUCCACCUCAGGUGCAGAGCCAGGCGCAACCUGCAGGUGACAGCCAAACCCAGCAACUCCACCAGGGCCCUCCUCAAAGUCUGGAUGACAUGUUGUCCUUCUACAGGAACUCUACCUGAGGUCUAAAUACUGCUUAAUGUGUAGUUGGGUCAUAUUUUGAGUUUAAACACUGCUCUUUUUUUUUCUCGCUCUUUGUUUAUAGAGUAAAUCACAGAAACAAUAAAACACAAUAUGUCAGCUUUUUGGAGUUUAGAUAUUUAAUAAAUAUCAAGAGUGCAUCAUUUGCGUUUGUGUGUAUUUUGGUCACCAAGGGGAAAAAUUAUUAAUUUCAGCUCAAGCACUGCACAUGAAUAUCAAAACUUUAAUCCAGCUACGAAGGAUGACUGAGGGGAUGUCAUGCAAUGCCUUGUUACUUCAGGGUCAGAGGUCGGGCAGAGACCAGUGACCUGAAGCCAGCUGAGAUCUUCUGCCUUGACCUGAAAUACUGAAGUUACACCGUUUUCUGGAGAGGAAUGAUCAAAAAUGAAUUGUCAUCAUCGAUUGACUGCUCAGCUUCUUUAAGACAUUUCAAAGAAUAAAUUUCUCUUCUGGCUCUUGGAGGAGGCGGAUUCAUCUUUCACCCUCUCCUUCUCUUAUCUUCCCUGCUGCUGCUUCUAUGUACUUGUCUUGUCUUGUCUGACUCUAACCCUGAGAGAGCCUCUCAUUCUCGCUCUUGUUCUCUAAAACUAAAGAAGAACUAUGGAUUUGAUCAACUGGUCCUUAAUGCAAUUGACACUCUAUUCUUGAUGAAAAGCCUGAGUUCGGGAGAGCCCGAGUGUCCCGGAGGGACGUUCCCCGCUGGAUACACGAUGGAUGGGUGGUAGAAGUGGCGCGUCGUGUGCCUGGCGGGACUGUCUAUCGAGGACAUUGAAGACAUCUACUUAUUCGGAACCAUGAUAACAGGGUUCUUGCUGUUUGGAGCUGGCUUGGCCCAGGCUUAUCGGAAAUUGAAGAAAGCGGUGACUGCUGUUCAAAACCCCACAAGGCUAGCCGCUCUGAUCGAAACUGUGGGAAGAGUGGUGAGUGCUCUGACUGUUCUUACUGAACGAAAUAUGGGAAAGAUCUUCGAGGAGCUCACGACUCUUAAAAGAGAGAUACACCUGGAGACUUGUGAUGGACAUUAGAACGAGUGUAAAAUGAAUGCAGUUCGUUCGACCUAAACCAGUUACCGCCAUCUCUAAUGCGGCUAUACCUCCACCUCCGACGGCGCCAGCUGCUUGAAAGUUGACGCCGAGGAGAACAACAACAUUCUUCCAGGAGAGAUGAUAAUGAGAACGAACUGACUCUCUUUUUCCUCAAGGCCACCUGCGUAGGACUGUUGAUCUUUGCCUAACAGGCGAAAGGACACACUCUCAGGCUGAACUCAGGACACACACCCCGACACGCACGCACACAUGUACACUGAUACUGAUAUGCACUCACCACACUCCCUUCCCCGGAUCCAACGCCUCCUCCCAUGCUUACCUCCCCCGAUGGAGACAGCGGCUCAGCUGGAGGCGCGAGGAAUUGCAGCGAUCGCUGUGUACAUCGGCGUACCCCCGCCCUUAUGUUGCUUGUCUGUGUUUCAUGGCGUAAAGUGUGAUGAUAUCUGUGCUUCUUUAUGUGCUAUGGAGUUUUCUGUUUUCUCCUCAUGAUGACUCCCUUGUUGGAAGUCAUCAUGGGCAGAAACCCCCUUUUUUUUUUUCUCCUGAGCUUUGCCCCUAUAUGUUACAUAUCUCACUGUCUAUCCCUUUUUUUGCUCCCUAGCCUGACCUGUCUCCCCAAUGUAAGUUUGUAUAUUGUAUGUAUUGUCUGUAUGGUCGACUAGGUCUGUCAUUUCAGCUGCAGGCAACUGCAACUGACAAAUAAAGCUUAU